AUGACUACAACACGAUCAGCAUCUAAAAAGCAGGAGCCUUCCACAAGUGCCCCUCUAGCCACUGAGGCGCAGCCCGGAUCCAAACACAAAACAGAAGAAGUGGGAGAAGAGCGUGCACCAAGCCCAAAACGGAGUAAGAAGGAAGAACCGGAGGCCUCAGCGAGCGGAAACCCAAAAGAAACCAAAGAGGUACAAGGAAAAGGAGAAACGAAAAAGACUGAGGAAGAGGGUGCAAAGCUGGAAAAGAAAGAGAGUAAGCAAGCUCCUACACCACGAUCGAAGGAGGAAGCUUCCGCCGUUGAACCACAGGGCAGAGAGGAACCAGAGGCCCUGCCUGCCAGCAUCCUCGAGAAGGGCAUCAUCUACUUCUUCUUCCGUGGUCGAGUCAAUGUGGACCAGCCGUCUAGCGUCAGCGAGAUAGCUCGGAGUUACAUCAUCUUGAGGCCUAUUGAGAAAGAUGCCAAACUUGGCAGUGGCCCCAUUGGAGAUGCUGGCAACAGCCGAGUGUGCGUAAUCCCAAAGAAAGUCCUUCCUCAGAGCGGCCGUGACCGCUGGACGGGCUUCGUUGAGAAGGCUGGAACUUCUUUCCAGCAAAUCAAGGAGGAGUUUCUCGCAUCGUCUGAGUAUCAAACCAAGACAGCUGGUGAGAGACACGUACCUGCUGCUAUACCAAUCGGAGAGGGCAUCUAUGCGAUUAAUAGCACGGAACGUGAGAGUCAUUUGGCCUAUCUCUUGACCAUACCAAAAGAACUUGGUGAAGUGCAAAAAGAGAUGGGUCUAAAAGAGAAGGGCAGCUUCAUUAUCAGUACAAAGAACCCUGAAUAUCCAGGUCCUCAGAAUGCAAGAUUGCCAAGGCCCCCAGAGUAUCCCAGGGAACUACUCGAAGAGUUUCGUUCUCUUCGCUGGAUUCCAACGCAGCCAAAACACCUUAACUAUGUCAACACUCAGUUCCUCCUGAUUGGAGAAUCUUCGGGGAUCAAAAAAGCCUUCGAAGCUCAGAAAGAGGACAAGGAAGAAGGAAGGACUGAGCCGACAAAAGAAAUGGAGCAGCUGGCAGAGGAGGACUCCAAGAGAAUGAAAGAGCUCCGCAAAGAUGAAUUGGAUUGUAUCUUCGCUGAUCUUCAAGCACAUGCAGAUGACUAUCCGAAGCUUCAGACAACAUUUUAA
This is a messenger RNA of Thermochaetoides thermophila DSM 1495, 1167 nucleotides long. RefSeq lists its product as uncharacterized. Lineage: Eukaryota; Fungi; Ascomycota; Sordariomycetes; Sordariales; Chaetomiaceae. Bases 1 to 1167 code for a protein of 388 amino acids. The record is from RefSeq and is a predicted model, not a curated record. The transcript has 3 exons.